Messenger RNA from Drosophila subpulchrella, 2346 nucleotides. RefSeq lists its product as uncharacterized. NCBI's taxonomy places the organism in Eukaryota, Metazoa, Arthropoda, Insecta, Diptera, Drosophilidae. The coding region runs from base 214 to 2118 and encodes 634 amino acids. The transcript is spliced from 3 exons. The record is from RefSeq and is a predicted model, not a curated record.
CUAACAGCUGCUUUUAAUAAUACAACAUAAACCGAGUUUUGUGAUUUGUUUAAUUCUUAAUUGUUAAGAAAACUGGGAAAAUAUAAUUUUUACUGGGCAAACUACUGUUCAACGGUCCCUACAGUGGAUCUCAGUUGGGAACAAGAACCUCAUCUCAAUAAUUUAGGCCUAAAAUAAUGUAACAGAGGAUAGUUUAACAGCUCAGAACUUAAAAUGGAACAAGGGGAGGAUAUCCUUGUAAAGGUGGAGCCUCUGGCAGAAGAGGAGUUCAUUUCAGAGGAUUGUCAAAUAGAACAAGAUAUGGAUAUCCUAGUUAAAGAGGAACCCAGAAUGUCGUAUGAAAAUCCAUCGGAUUUUGAUUAUGUGGAAGUUGAUGAGGACUCAGAAUCCUCGUACAUAACCAGCGAAUUUAAAUAUAUUUCGGGACUGCGUAAAAACUCAAAAUUACUCUUUUUAACCAGUACGAAACAGUUGUUCAAAAUCAAAAGCAAGACCAAGACUGUUUCGCGUUAUGUUUGUUAUGUAGAAAAUUGUAACGUCUCUGCCAAAGUGUCUAACCAUACAUGCACUCUGUCCAAAAAUAGCCGUCACAAUCAUGAUCCUCCAGAGGCAUUAAUAAAAAAAUUGAACUUGCUAAAUGCUGUAAAGAACCAGUGCGAAAAAAACCUAAAAAGAAAAGGAAUUAGGGAAAUUUUUGAAGAAGAGUGCCAGAAAGCUGGGGAAGCAGGAUCCCUGGUGAAUUUCCUAAAGAUUCGAAGACAGCUUUUUAAAAUUCAAAGUAAAGGAAUGCCCAGCAAUCCCACAUCACCGCUCGAAACAAAAUUGCUAUUCGAAAACGAAGAGUUCCUGACUGAAUAUGGCAUAUCCAAGCAUAUUAAAGGCCCAUUCUAUCGGCAAACAAUUUUGGAAAAGAAUUUUGCCUAUACUAUUUUUCUAUCACCAAGUAUUUCAGAAAUUAUAAAAAACAAUCCAGGCAAACGUGAGUAUUCCAUUGAUGGGACGUUAAGCACUGUACCGUCAUGUGGAUACAAAAAUUUAAUUGUUGUCCAUUUUCACUUUAUGGAUCACACAUAUCCCUUCAUUUAUAUUUUGUUGUCGGGAAAGUCUACCGAGGCAUAUAAGCAUCUUUUUGGCUUUAUAAACCAACACAUUUUUCAAUUUGAAGCGGCCAGUUUUAUGACUGAUUACGAUUCGGACCUUCGUAAGGCGUUAACUGCUAUAUUUCCAAAAGCAACUCUAAAUAGUUGUUGGUUUCAUUAUUGCCAAGCCUUAAGACAGAAAAGUUUGAGUAUUAAAACCUUUGGAUUUACUAUAAAAAGAAAUGUUAACUCCUACAACUGGUACCAAAAAUUUCAAAGCUUAGCAUUGGUUGAUCCAAAGCACAUAGAACCAAUGCUUGCGACUUUAAAAUUAGACCUCUUAAAUUUGCCAAAGGAGAGCCAUAAAGUACUUCAAAUAUUUUUGAAAUAUUUUGAAGAGGAAUGGAUGAUUAAGAUUACCCCUCAGAAAUUUACUGUCCAUCGUCAAAACAUGACCACGACAAUUUCGUUGGAGUCCUUUAACACAACGCUUGACCGAAAGCUACAGAAACACUGUAGAUUUUUAAAAUUCCUGGAAGUGAUUCGAGAUGAAGAUUUUACUGCUUCAACUGUUCUGAGUAACACUGCUAAAGAACUGCUGAUUGCUCCUACCGAAAAACGCAGCAAACAACGGAGUAGAAGAAAUAGAAUUCAGAAAGUAGUUGAUGAGUUUAAUGAGCAAAAAAUAUCGCUUGAUGACUUUUUUAAGGAUAUCGUCAAUAAGGAUAUUGUUAAUAAAGAAAUGGAGCCAUUGCAGUGGGUCUCCAAUAUGGAAACCACCGAUACGGAUUCCGACAAUGGGCAGGAUGAAGAGGAGUGUCAUGAACCUGAACCUGGACCUAUCCAAAUGGUAGACGUCCUUAAAUGCAUCAUAUGUAAUGACAAGCCUCGGGAUGUGGCUUUGAUGCCAUGUGGUCAUUUUAAAAUGUGUUCAAACUGUCUUUACGAUAUUACAGCGAAAGCGAAAACAAAUGACUCUUCAUUGGUCUGCCCAUGUUGCAGAAAACUAGUAAAGAACCACAUUAAAAUAAUACAAUAAAAAAAAUCAAAGCUUGUUUUAUGUUAAAGUAGGGUAAUGUUUAUCUUGUUUAUAUAGGUAUAAGUUAGGACUUUUAAUAUUAAACUAUAGUUUACAUAAGUGCCUCCCCCAAACAAAAUGGAUUGCAAGAAUAAUAGGUUGUAGCUUGCUAAAAACAGGUAAACUUUAUAGUGCGCACGUGGGUCAAUCCUAUCUCUUGAAUUUAUUGGAUAUAAAUUACCAUAAAAU